Molecule: messenger RNA, 1931 nt
Organism: Chlorocebus sabaeus (green monkey)
Lineage: Eukaryota; Metazoa; Chordata; Mammalia; Primates; Cercopithecidae
Gene: NT5C1B
Product: 5'-nucleotidase, cytosolic IB
Biological process (GO): nucleotide metabolic process; adenosine metabolic process
Cellular component (GO): cytosol; cytoplasm
Molecular function (GO): nucleotide binding; 5'-nucleotidase activity; magnesium ion binding
Source: RefSeq, a predicted model, not a curated record
AUGAGGUCCUCAAAAGAGAGUCUAGAAGCAGAAAAAAGAAAGGAAUCUGACAAACCAGGAGUUCGUCUGAGCAAUCAGAUGAGGCGUGCAGUCAAUCCGAAUCACUCGCUGAGAUGUUGCCCCUUCCGGGGUCACUCGUCGUGUAGACGCUGCCUUUGUGCAGCUGAGGGAACAGCCCUUGGCCCCUGCCGCACAAUACGUAUUUAUAUUCACAUGUGCCUGUUGUGGGAGCAGGGCCAGCAGAUCACCAUGAUGAGGGUGAGCAGAGAUCGCACUACUGAUUCUGGAGGGGAACCACAGACAAUCUGGGGAUCACAAGAAUCAUCACUGCGCAAGACAGACUCUCGAGGGUACCUUGUGCGCAGUCAAUGGUCUAGAACAUCCGGCAGCCCAUCCACCAAGGCUCCAUCCAUAGAUGAGCCUAGAAGCAGGAACACCAGUGCUAAGCUCCCCAGCAGCUCCACGAGCUCCCGGACUCCAUCCACCUCCCCAAGCCUUCAUGACUCCUCACCGCCGGCACUGUCCGGGCAGCCCUCGCUCCAGCCGCCCACGUCGCCCCAGCCACCCCGGUCGCAGGACUCACGGCCUCCCACGCCCCCAGAGCCCGAUCCUGGCUCCCGGCGCAACACCAAAAUGCAAGACAAUCCGGAGGCCUGGGCCCAAGGCAUCGUGCGGGAAAUCCGCCAGAGCCGGGACUCGCAGUCGCGGGAAUAUUCGCGCACAUCCUCCACCGAAUGGAAGUCCUCCAGCCAACGCAGGGGGAUCUACCCCGCCUCCAACCAACUGGACCGCGACUGUCUGCCUGAGCAGCAGCAGCAGCAGCGGGAGGAUGAGGACGACUAUGAGGCUGCCUACUGGGCAUCCAUGAGGUCGUUCUAUGAGAAGAACCCGAGCUCCUCGCGUCCCAGGCCGCCCAAACCCAAGAACGCCAUCACCAUUGCUCUCUCAUCCUGUGCGCUCUUCAACAUGGUGGACGGCAGGAAAAUCUACGAGGAAGAGGGUCUGGAAAAGUACAUGGAGUAUCAGCUCACCAAUGAGAAUGUCAUCCUGACCCCGGGUCCGGCGUUCCGCUUCGUCAAGGCACUACAAUAUGUCAAUGCUAGACUCCGUGAUCUAUAUCCUGAUGAACAGGACUUAUUUGAUAUUGUACUGAUGACUAAUAACCAUGCCCAAGUGGGAGUGCGGCUUAUAAACAGCGUCAAUCACUAUGGCUUACUGAUUGACCGCUUCUGUCUGACCGGCGGAAAAAACCCAAUUGGCUAUUUGAAGGCAUAUCUUACCAACUUGUAUAUUGCUGCAGAUUCUGAAAAAGUGCAAGAGGCAAUACAAGAAGGUAUUGCCUCUGCCACAAUGUUUGAUGGAGCCAAAGACAUGGCUUACUGUGACACCCAGCUCCGUGUAGCCUUUGAUGGGGAUGCUAUCCUCUUCUCUGAUGAGUCUGAACAUUUUACCAAGGAGCAUGGGCUGGACAAAUUCUUCCAGUAUGAUACAUUAUGUGAAAGUAAGCCUCUUGCUCAGGGUCCCCUGAAAGGCUUUCUGGAAGAUUUAGGCAGACUGCAAAAGAAGUUCUAUGCCAAAAAUGAACGGUUACUUUGUCCUAUCAGGACCUACCUGGUUACAGCUAGGAGUGCAGCCAGUUCAGGCGCCCGUGUGCUGAAGACCCUUCGACGCUGGGGUCUAGAGAUAGACGAAGCUCUUUUCCUUGCUGGAGCCCCAAAAAGUCCCAUCUUGGUGAAGAUCCGGCCCCAUAUCUUCUUUGAUGACCACAUGUUCCACAUUGAAGGGGCACAGAAGUUAGGUUCCAUGGCAGCUUAUGGCUUUAAUAAAAAAUUCAGUAGUUAGGGGCAGGGAGGAGAAAUAAAGUGGUAAUAGUCUGGUAUUACAGAAGCCACUUCUUUUGACUCUCUAGGAUUAUUAGAUAGGUAUUUCAG